GUGUGUGUGUGUGUGUGUGUGUGUGUAAUAUGCACCAUACGAUAAAUAUAGUAACUCAUGUGGCGGGUUGUGUGUGGUUUGGGAUGCAGCCUACGCAAUUUAUUAUUUCCGCCUAGGAAGUCGUCCUAAGCUUCUCUUUAAGCUGGCUCUGCUAUGUUCAAAAGACUACUGGCUUUUUUUUUUUUUUUUUUUUUUUUUUUUUUUUUUGCAACUCUGUUGGCAAAUUCGGGGUUGUGCAACAAAAAUGUAAGGGAUAUAUGAAGAAAAAAAAAAUGCAACAUCAUCCACAGUUAUCAGAUGUUUUCAAUUACCAUAUCUUAGGGAAGUAACUCUCCGGUCUCGCUCUUAGCUCAGUGGCCGUUGUGUCCGAGGCGAGAGCGCCGAGGCCGUUAUAUAGCCCUCUAAAAAUAGCUCACCUUUCACUGCCAUGUACGGCCUGAUUGACAAUCGCAUCCGACCAAUCACGCUCUGUUAUUCAAAUCUAGUACCGCCUCUCUGCCCGUUUUAGCGCCGCCUCCAUUGGGUGCCGGAGAGAUCGUCAGCCCCAUUUACUUUAUAUGGUCACGCACGGAAUUGAUGGACAGAAGACGACACGCCCACCUCGCGAGUUGCUCAGCUUCCUCUUACUCGCCAGAGACGGCUAAAGCCCGAGCAACUUGGCUGCUGCUGCUGAAGCACGGGCAAGUCAUCGGCAAGGCUACCUGGAUUUUACAGAGCAGAGGCGGCAGAGUGGCGAUGCGGAAUUAGGUGGCCGUUUCUUUUCCCGGGGCAAGCAGCGGAGAGAACGGGGAUUGCAAUUUAACUCCACACGACAUUUUGUUAAAAAAAGAGCAACAAAACAAAAAUAAUUUCAUAAUUUCUUCUUCAUAUUGCUCCGCUUUUUGCAUUAUUUAUUAUCUUCAGAUCUGUACAGGGGUUUUUUUCCCAGGAGCGCGCGCUGGUCACGGAUCUGAAGAGUUGUUGACGUUGUUGUUGUUUUCACAGAUUUUUUUUUUUUUUUUUUUUGAAAAGUGGGUGCUGGUUCGGUUAUCAUCACGGGAUCAAAUUCUCUUUCUUGAGAGAAACAAAAAUGGACGUGUUGGCGAAUUACAGUAUCUUUCAGGAACUUCAGCUGGUCCACGACACAGGCUACUUCUCGGCGAUGCCGUCGCUGGAGGAGAACUGGCAGCAGACAUGUCUGGAGCUGGAGCGGUAUCUACAGACAGAGCCUAAGCGACUGUCCGACCUCUUCGAUGAGGAUCUGGACUGCCUGUUGACACCAGGUUUCAUGAAGGGGGACAGCGACGAGGACCUGAUGGAUCCACUGCUUCCCAGCUUGUCAGACCAACCCAGUCCGCCGCCGCUGCUCGUGUCUCUGCCCAAAAACCUCCACACUCCAGCCAGUGGUAAGACCAUUGAGGCAGGAGUGAAAGAGGGUAAUGGGGGCGUCCACCCAGCACAACUGAGUGCCGUCACCUCACUAACGCCACCCUCCUCACCAGAACUGGGCCGGCACCUGGUCAAGCCAACGCAGACCCUCACCGCCACGCCUGACGGCACACUGACGCUCAAGUUGGUGGCAAAGAAAGUGGGGCUGGCUACUGCCAAAUUGGUGGCGACACAGUCAUUGCCUUCACCACCGGCCCGGGGAGCACAGAGCGAUGGAGAAGGAGGCUUGGGAUCAGCAGGAAUUAGUGACAUCCCAGAGAACAAGAAGAGGGUCCAUCGCUGCCAGUUCAAUGGCUGCAGGAAGGUUUACACAAAGAGUUCCCACUUGAAGGCACACCAGAGGACACACACAGGUGAGAAGCCGUACAAAUGCUCCUGGGAAGGCUGCGAGUGGCGCUUUGCCCGCAGCGACGAGCUGACUAGGCACUACCGCAAGCACACCGGCGCCAAGCCCUUCAAGUGUAACCACUGCGACAGGUGUUUCUCUAGGUCUGACCAUUUGGCUCUGCACAUGAAGAGGCACAUCUGAGUCGAGGAGAGAAGGGAAAUGAGAGUGAAGGAGAAGGGGAGAGAGAAAGAGAGAGAGAGAGAGAAGGGGAAGAGGGAAAGAACGUCUAAAGAGAAGUUUUUUUGCCCCGUCCAGAGAUGAAGACUCCUGUGGAGACCUCAGUGAGAACCAAGCCUGAAGGAGGCUUUUAUACAAAGAAUAACACAAGGCAACGAGAAUAUAAGAGCAGAGCUUGCUGGAUUCUUCACUUCUUGACAGUUUUCAAAAACAAAACAAAACAAAAACAAACAAAAAAAAAUAAGUAAUCAUGCCAUUUUCUCAUUUUUUUUAAAUCAGUUACUUAGCUCAAGCUACUAGCUUGGGAAUCAGACACUGCCAAGCGAUAGCUGUUUUUCCGCACUGUUGCUCUUCUUUGUACAGUAAAUCAUAAGUAUGGGACAGAAACCCUGUGAACACUGCAUCGCUCACAUCACAUUUAAUCCGAAAACAACACUUCAGCUCUAGAAAUGUACCUGUGCUCUCAAGUUACACAGACAACACCUUCUGGGGAAAAAAAAAAAAUAAUGACUUCCUUCUUCUUCCGUCUGCACCAAGGACUCAUAAUAAAACUGAACUGCAGGUUCAUACCAUGUACAGCAAGCUGCCACUUUGGAGGAUGACGUUGCCAAACAUUCUGGACAGUGACCAAUGGAGCUAGUGGCCAAAAGCAAGUCCCUUGAAGGAGCCCCUGCGCUGACCUCCUCUGCUCUUCGCUUCAGAGCGUGCUCCUCUCUUCACGCCUGUCACCUCGCAGGCAUCUGAAACAAUGCGCAGCGACACUUUCUUGCCUUUAUUUUUUUUUUUUUUUUAAAGACAGUGUUACAAAACAGAAGAUUGUUUCUGAACUGAG
Molecule: messenger RNA, 2825 nt
Organism: Ictalurus furcatus (blue catfish)
Lineage: Eukaryota; Metazoa; Chordata; Actinopteri; Siluriformes; Ictaluridae
Gene: klf7b
Product: Kruppel-like factor 7b
Exons: 4
Coding region: 1070-1957 (295 amino acids)
Biological process (GO): regulation of transcription by RNA polymerase II
Molecular function (GO): RNA polymerase II cis-regulatory region sequence-specific DNA binding; DNA-binding transcription factor activity, RNA polymerase II-specific
Source: RefSeq, a predicted model, not a curated record